Phanerochaete carnosa HHB-10118-sp is the source of this 1015-nucleotide messenger RNA. RefSeq lists its product as uncharacterized. The transcript is spliced from 10 exons. NCBI's taxonomy places the organism in Eukaryota, Fungi, Basidiomycota, Agaricomycetes, Polyporales, Phanerochaetaceae. The record is from RefSeq and is a predicted model, not a curated record. Bases 30 to 968 code for a protein of 312 amino acids.
GAAGUUUUGAGGCUAACCAUGCGGCCAAAAUGCACUGGAUCGAGCAAGUUCGGGUCAGAGCGACAAUUGCUGACUUGACGGAGAAGGCGAAUGAACAGCAUUACGAGGUGUCUACCCAGUUCAUCCUUUCCUGUCUCGGUCCAUAUGCGAAGUACUCCUCUUGUCUUUAUUCGACUGGGAAAGAGAGUCUAGAAGAAGCAGAAGUCCUUAUGUUGGAGAGCUAUUGCGAGAAAGCCCAGCUUAGGGAUGGACUUGACGUCCUCGACCUAGGAUGUGGAUGGGGCAGCCUGUCACUGUACUUGGCUCAGAAAUACCCAAACUCUCGCAUUACUGGGCUGUCCAAUUCGUCGACUCAAAAGGCAUACAUCGACACGGCUGCCAAAUCACGUGGCCUCACAAACGUUCAAGUGAUCACAGCCGACGUGAACACCUUUGAGUUUGACAGCUCUGCUAGGUUCGACCGCGUCCUAUCUAUCGAAAUGUUCGAGCACAUGAAGAACUACAAGAUGCUCAUGUCCAAAGUUUCCUCCUGGCUACGCCCUAAGACCGAGCCGUCAGGCGAGGACUCGCUCUUCUUCGUCCAUAUCUUUUGCCACAAGAUGACUCCUUAUCAUUUCGAGGAAAGUGACGGCUGGAUGGCGCAGAACUUCUUCUCAGGGGGGACUAUGCCGUCGCACGAUCUUCUACUGUACUUUCAGGACGACCUCAGCCUCGUACGCAGCUGGUGGAUAAACGGCCAGCACUACUCGCGCACCCUAGAAGACUGGCUGAAGCAACAGGAUCGCAACGCCGCCGUUGGCCUGGCGGAGUUGGAAAAAGGAGCAGAAAGACAAGGUUUGGGGAAGGAACACGGACGCAAGAUGUUCUAUCGGUUCCGCGUCUUCUACAUUGCUUGCGCAGAACUCUUCGGUCUGAACAGCGGCGAAGAAUGGGGAGUUGGACACUACCUCUUUAGACCCAAAGACUGAAACAAUGCAUUAAACUCAUCACGAGAAUCCUCUAUUAGUGAAAUGCU